Cyprinus carpio (common carp) is the source of this 3481-nucleotide messenger RNA. It is a transcript of the gene sv2bb, whose product is annotated as synaptic vesicle glycoprotein 2Bb. Gene Ontology annotation, biological process: transmembrane transport; chemical synaptic transmission. Gene Ontology annotation, molecular function: transmembrane transporter activity. The record is from RefSeq and is a predicted model, not a curated record. Lineage: Eukaryota; Metazoa; Chordata; Actinopteri; Cypriniformes; Cyprinidae. Gene Ontology annotation, cellular component: membrane.
GGAGGAGGGAAGGAGAGUGUGAGUGGGAGCGCUCGCAUCCUUAUCUUCCUGUUCAGCAUCUCUGCUGGCUCUCUGGAUGAUCCCUCUCUCUCAUGUUUGAACACAGGCCGUUAUUACCGGAUUCUCAUCUUUUUGGGGGAUUGUAAAUUUUUACCUUUUUAAAAAUAGAGGGAAUAUUUUGGUGCAUAUUCAGCAUAAUUUGACGGCUCAGCAUGUGGCCCAAUGAGAGCUCUGAAAAUCAAAGGUGAUUAGAAGUGACCAACUGCCAUCCUUACAGUCAAACUCAAGGGACCUCUCAAGAUUUCUUUAGCUGUAAACACUCAAGCAGAUCAAAAGAACACCAACACAAACCAACACAGCUACAGAUUAUGCCUAUAUAGGCUCCUACGUGCAGUGUAGGUUAAAACAUCUCUGAAACCAUGGCGGACCCCUACCACAACAACAUUUACCACCAGGGAGACGGAGACAGCUAUGGGACGUAUGGACAGGGAGGACAGGACGGCUAUGGUUAUCAAACUGACUACCCUCCCCAGGAGGAAGACGCCGCCAGUGACGCCACUGAGGGACACGAUGAAGAGGAUCAAAUGUAUGAAGGGGAGUACCAGGGCAUACCCCAUCCAGAUGAGGUCAAGGCUGCCCGGAGGGCGGCAAGAGCAAAAGCUAGGACCGUGGCAGACGCCGUGUCAGAACAGGAGGAGCUUGCUGAACAAUAUGAGGACAUCAUGGAGGACUGUGGACAUGGGAAGUUCCAGUGGACCCUGUUUGUGGUGUUGGGUCUGGCACUAAUGGCGGACAGCGUGGAGUGCUUUGUAGUGGCCUUGGUGCUACCCAGUGCAGAGAAAGACAUGUGUUUGUCCCACGCUGAGAAGGGAAUGCUGGGUUUGAUAGUUUUCCUGGGAAUGAUGUUCGGAGCAUUUAUUUGGGGUGGCUUGGCUGAUAAAGUGGGCCGACGGAAAUGUCUGAUUAUCGUCCUGGCCAUGAACUGCAUUUCUGCCUUCUUCUCCUCAUUCGCCCAGGGAUAUGGCUUCUUCCUGUUUUUCAGGCUGUUCUCUGGAAUUGGAAUUGGGGGCUCCGUCCCAAUCGUGUACUCCUACUUCUCUGAGUUCCUGCAGAUGAACAAAAGAGGAGAACAUCUCAGCUGGCUUUGCAUGUUUUGGAUGAUGGGGGGCAUCUACGCCUCCUUCACCGCCUGGGGCAUCAUCCCUCGAUAUGGCUGGGGUUUCAGUAUGGGCACAGAGUUCCAGUUCCACAGCUGGAGGGUGUUUGUUCUAGUCUGUGCUCUCCCAGCUAUAGCGGCUUUUGUUGGGCUAAUAUUCAUGCCUGAGAGCCCACGCUUCCUACUGGAGAAUGCUAAACAUGAUGAAGCCUGGAUGAUCCUGAAACAGGUUCAUGACACCAACUGGAGAGCCAAAGGAGAACCUGAGAGAGUGUUUACUGUAACUCAUAUCAAGAUUCCAAAGACACAGGAGGAUGAGUUUAUUGAGAUUCAAACUGCAACUGGAACUGCUUUCCAGAGAUGGGUGGUUCGAACUUUGACACUGACCAAGCUGGUCAUAAAAAAUGUUUUGUCCCUCUUUGGUCGUGAUCUAAGACUAGCGACUCUGCUAAUGGCCAUCAUAUGGUUCACAAUGGCAUUUAGUUUUUACGGGCUUUCUGUGUGGUUUCCUGACAUGAUCAAACACCUCCAGCAUGAGGAGUAUGAAUCUAAGCUGAAAGUGUUUCACCGGGAGAAGGUGGAGCAAUUUCAUUUCAACUUCUCUUUGGAGAACCAAGUCCAUAAAGAGGGAGAAUACAUCAACGACAAGUUCAUCGACAUUGAGAUGAAGUCUGUGAAGUUUGAAGACUCUUUGUUCGUGGACUGCUUCUUCGAGAACAUCCGAUCAACAGAAACGAUCUUUGAGAACUGCACCAUCCGCAGUACUGUGUUUUAUGACACAGACUUGUAUGAAGAAAAGUUCAUUGACUGUACAUUCGAGAACGUCACUUUCCUGCACAACAAGAAAGGAUGCCAUUUAGACUAUGAGGAGGAGAACGAUGUCCUCGUCUACUUAGUCAGCUUCUUAGGCAGCUUAGCCGUGUUGCCUGGAAAUAUCAUCUCGGCACUCUUCAUGGACAAGAUUGGACGAAUCAAGAUUAUAGGUGGUUCGAUGCUUAUUUCCGCUGGCUGCACUUUUUUCCUUUUCUUGAGCUUUAGUCAGGCAGCCAUCAUAGCCUGGCAGUGUCUGUUUUGUGGCGUUAGCGUAGCAGCAUGGAACGGCAUUCAAGUCAUCACCGUGGAGCUCUACCCAGCUUCAAAAAGAGCCACAGCGUUUGGAGUCUUAAAUGCCAUUUGUAAGUUGGCGGCAAUAUUGGGAAGCUCAAUCUUUGCCUCAUUCGUAGGCAUUACCAAAGUCAUCCCCAUUCUGCUGUCCUGCAUUGCUCUGGUUGGUGGAGGAGUGCUGGCCCUGAAACUGCCUGAGACCAGAGAGAAGGUCUUGCUGUGAAAAUCUGAAGCUGAAAGUUUGGUCCAAGCCAUUGUAAAUGACUAUUAGUGUGGAGAUAGCUGCUGGCAUGUAUAAAAUUGGGCUUAUUCAAGAAAAAAAAAUACUUUUAAUGUCAUAAUAUGUAAUAUUAAAUUCCAAUAUUCAAAAACUACAAGGACCAACUGAUGGAUCUACUCCUAGUCAAAUAUUAAUGUAUAGAUAUGCCUGAUAUUUCAUAUACAGUAAGUUAAAGGCCUGUUGAGUCAUUUAGAGCCUCAAAAAAUACCUGCACUAGUUAUAUAGUUUCAGAAAAAUCUACAGGGAGUAUUAUAGAGAAAAACCUCUAGUGAAAAGUACAGCUGUCCCAGAUUUGCUUGGAUGGGGUAAUCAGAGUCAUGGAAGUCUCAAUCCUGUGCCAUUUCUUGGUCAAAAAAUUCAGGUACUGUUGCAGAUUUUCUGUUUAUCUUAUUCUAUUGCUUGUAAUUUGCUAUUGUCUCAACCUCUGCCUUUGCUUAUGAUGUAACCUCCACUGAUAAAAGGUGUAUUUUUGUCCUGGUGUUUGCAAGUGUCCUACUGUAUGUCAAGAGACUGAUCUCAAUGUGUCGCUGUGCGUUCGGAUGCUCGGUGCAGAAUGUGCGCUUGUGUUUGUUGGGUCACUGCAGAAACCAUUACGUGUGCUUCCUCUGUUUUCUAAUUUUGCUUUUUUACCUGUAAAUUGGCAGAGUACCUUACAAAGCUAGCCUUGCUUUACCUUGACUUUCACUAAAUGUGUUGUUUCUUAGUGCUCUCUCACUCUCUUUCUCUAUUGCGCUCUUAUUUUAUUAUUUUGAAUACUGUGAAUCCUGAAAAAGUCGGAUGGUUUGGUCACUUUGGACUUGAGCUUCACAGAACCACAUAUCUGUAUGUGUUGUUGGCUGAGUUGCAUGUGUGUAAGUUACCAAGUAAUGUGUCUUUUCUCAAUGUGUUGUCUGGAUGAUGUAAUGUAUGUCUCACUGCAAAUAAAACUGGUUUCCUGGUAA